UACGAAAUGAUCAGUUGAGUUUUGGAGUUUUUGUUGAUUGAGUUCCAAGAAAGUACUGGAACCACUCAUUCGCUUGUUUGUUCGUUUGGAUAACCUUCUUCAUUAUCAUCGACCUUUUCAGCUUUAUUCCACUUGGAUCCACCAUGCCUGUCUACAAAGUUUCGGUCAAAUGGGGAAAGCAGAAGUUUGACAAUGUAGAGGUAGACAGCGACGAGCCUCCCGUCGUCCUAAAGGGCCAGCUGUUUGCUCUGUCUGGUGUGCCCCCGGAGCGGCAGAAAGUUAUGACCAAAGGCGUGACUCUCAAGGAUGAUGAAUGGGGCAAGUUCCAGAUAAAAGAUAAAGCUGUCCUGCUCAUGAUGGGCUCUGCUGAUGAACUACCACAAGCACCUACUCAGCCAACACAGUUUAUGGAAGAUAUGACUGAUGCUCAGCUUGCUUCCGCGUUCGACAUUCCAGGUGGCCUGGUCAACUUGGGAAACACGUGCUAUAUGAAUGCUACUGUGCAGUGUCUGCGCACCAUUCCCGAGCUGAGGAACUCCUUGGCCAAAUUAUCGCAUGGACCACUUGAUCCACCGGUCAUCCCAUCAGCGCUUCGUGACACGUACACGCUGAUGGAUAGAGCGGUGGAAGGCUUUCGGCCCAUGCUCCUCCUCAGGACACUCCAUACCGCCUUUCCGCAGUUUAGUGAGAAAGGAGAGAAUGGCGUUUUCAUACAGCAGGAUGCAAACGAGUGCUGGACACAGUUUGUGCGAGCCAUGCAGGAGGUAAUCAAUCCCGUUACAAUGGACUCCAAUGGGCAGCUGACUGAAACCCAGCGCUCCAUGACUGGUGACAUGGGAUUUGUUGACCAGUUUCUUGGUGGUCGUCUUCAGAGCACCUUGAAAUGUGAAGAACAGCCUGAAGAGCCAGAGACUUCGUCCGAGGAGCGGUUUCUGCAACUAAGUUGUUUCAUCAGCAAAGAUGUGAAGUACAUGCAUACCGGACUCAAGAAUCGGCUGCAAGAACACAUCACAAAGCGAUCGCCUUCUCUAGACCGUGAUGCCGUUUACAUCAAAACUUCUCUAAUUGACCGUCUACCUGGCUACCUAUCCGUGCAAAUGGUGCGGUUUUUCUACAAGGAGAAGGACAACAUUAAUGCAAAAAUCUUGAAGGACGUGAAGUUUCCCUUGUCGCUUGAUGUCUUCGACAUGUGCACACGAGAGCUGCAGCAGAAGCUCACCCCAAUGCGCGAGCGGAUGCGCAUCAACGACGAAAAUGAGAUCGAGAAAUCUAAGGUGGCUAAGGUAGCUGGUGCCCAGGCUGCAGAGGAAUCCGCAGAAGGCAAGGAUGAAGACAACGAGCCAUACUGGUUUGAAGGCGAUAUUGGAUCAAACAACAGCGGGUUUUACGAGCUGAGGGCUGUAUUGACCCAUCAGGGACGAUCAUCCAACUCUGGACAUUAUGUUGGCUGGGCGAAAAGGAAAGGCACCCACUGGUUCAAAUUCGAUGAUGCUGAUGUGACAUCUGUUCAUGAAGAUGAUGUCCUCAAGCUCUCCGGUGGCGGUGACUGGCAUACUGCCUAUGUACUCCUGUACGGUCCACGUCGACUGCCCAAAGGUGCAGGCCUCACAGAGAAGAGCACAGAAUCUGGAGCAACGGAAGCGACCUCAACAGAGGGUGCAGCCUCAGGAGAGACACCAAUGGAGACAUAACAAACCAAAUGUCCACGAGGGAUCUCAGCUCUCAAUUGGGCUGUGUGAAAAAAAGUCAUGCCAAGAUAUUUGGUUGGAUUAGUGCUCGCAUCUAACAUUGAUACAGAGUGUCAGCGUAUGACAGGUACCAGAACGUACAUUGUAUUUUGUUCCUGUAACAUAUACUUGGUGUACUAGAGUAAAAGCAAUAUGAAGUAUUGGGUGCUGUGCAACCGGUUUUAUUUUAGGAAAUCCGCUUCCAGUGACCAACUCAUUGGCUUUUUCUCUUUUUAAUAUUGAAGCAUUGUUGACUCUAGGCAUUGCAUGUUGCAUUCUACAUAUGUAAAAAAAAUGUUCUUCAGCUGCCAUGCAAGUCUGAUUUUGUGUGGUGCGUGUACACUCAUGAAUAUGCAUUAGCGCUCGCCAUGCAGGUCAUUUUGUGUGGUGCUUGUACACUCAUGAAUAUGCAUUAGCGUUCUUCUCAUACACACUACAUUGUGCCUAUUGUGAACUCAUUCUGCCACUACUAGUUAUGUCUUUGUAACAAAGUUUGUAUAUAACUUGUUCCAUCCAUUCAACUGCAUGCUCCGUUGCUUUGCUGUUGUUGCUUCAUCAUAUACAACUGCUGCUGCUGCUGAUGACAAUGACGGUGUUGUCUCCAAAUGCAGUUAUGUCAAUAUUCCUGAAAAAUGGA
This is a messenger RNA of Sycon ciliatum, 2364 nucleotides long. RefSeq names its product ubiquitin carboxyl-terminal hydrolase 14-like. The record is from RefSeq and is a predicted model, not a curated record. The transcript is spliced from 19 exons. Lineage: Eukaryota; Metazoa; Porifera; Calcarea; Leucosolenida; Sycettidae. The coding region runs from base 144 to 1691 and encodes 515 amino acids. Gene Ontology annotation, biological process: proteasome-mediated ubiquitin-dependent protein catabolic process; regulation of proteasomal protein catabolic process; protein deubiquitination. Gene Ontology annotation, molecular function: protein binding; proteasome binding; cysteine-type deubiquitinase activity.